GUUUGUUAUGUUAUGAGUCUAUUUUUAUUCGUCGAGCAAUAAUAACCUGAGUGUUUUUUUGUCCCAAAAAGGAUUUAAACUGUUGAUUUAUGACGUUUCUGUUUGUGUUAUGUAUGUAUAGUUUCGUAAUUUAUUGUAAUGCGUCAAAAAUGCUUGUAUUCUUUUCAUUGUCAUUGAAAAUGAAUAAACAAAGAUCAAGGGUGAUUUUGUCAUGACUAGAUCUCAUUCUCUCAACGAACUAAUCUAUCCUCAGUAUGAUUUAUAGAUAGUCAUACAAUGACUAAUUUAAAAAGUCGUAUAAAAAGCGAGAGUAGGCCCAAACAAAAUGUAUUUAUCAUUCAUUUGGAAGGUUAGUGUGGUCGUUGAUGCAGGAUGCUUCAUUCUCUACUUCAUCACAGCUCAAGCACUGCUACUCUAUUCUUUCGCACUGAUCAUCGACAGCAAUGAACUCGAUGAAUUAGACCCUGAACUGUGGUUUUUAAGAGACAUUUUAAUUUCAAUGGGAUUAGUUGAAAGAGGAAAUUAAAACUACAAAAUCACACUAAUAUUUUUAAAAUUAUUUGUUGUGUGAUUAAAAAAGACUGUACAAGACAUGAAGGGGUUUAAAAUAUCUGAUGUCAAACAGUCCAGAAUUGUUGGUAUAGCUUGUAAUUCUCUGACAGAAUUAAAAAAUAAAGGGAAGACCAAGUUAAAGAUUCCUUUAAAUGAAGAAGUGAGAAUUUUCUUACCUGAUGGGACAGAAGUGGAAUCUGAAGAAUACUUCCAGACCUUGCCCAACCAAGCUAUUCUUCUCUUGAAGCAGGACCAUGAGAAAAUUUUGACUGGUGCUGAUUUAAUCUAUAACGCAUUGAAAUUGGUGAAUAUUGAUAUAAUCCGUGCUGGGGAAAAGGUUCAACAAUUUUUAGAUGAAAAUAUUAAAGAAAAGGUGCGUGCUCUAGCCGAAGUAAUAAGUAAAAAAAGAAGCGAAGAAUCUAAGACUUUUCUAAGCCACAAAACUGAUGAUCCUGACUGGUUCUUUGGUUUGGAAACAAAUGCUCAUACAAAAGAAGCAUUCAUGUUUCGGCGAAGUCAAGAAAGAAUCAGAGGUUACUUCUACAAAUCCAGGAGUGAUAUAAAAAAGUCCACAUUGUACAUCAACAACAAUGAAGUGAGAACUGUAUUAGACGAAGUAUUUUCAGACUUCUCUAAAUCACUGAACCAAGACGGAUACUUUGGCUGUUUAUUUGACCGCAGUGCAGUAGAGGGAGCAUUAUGUGAUAGGCAAGGCCAUUUUAAGUGUUCGGGAGUAUGGAAAAGCAAGGAAUGUUCAUACAACGAAGGUAGAAGUCAUGAGAUAAACCCUUAUGCUAGCAGAGAAGAGAGGAUUGUGUUUUCAACAUGGAACCUUGAUCAUCAAGUUGAAAGGUCUCGCAGUGUUGUGCCAGCUUUGAUGAAUGCUGCAGAAUUUGUAGUGAGCAAUAGGGACGACACUGACUAUACUAUAAAUGUGCCCUACUUCUACUCAUUGCUGUUUACGACUCAAAACCUCAGGCUGGUGCAUAUUGUUUGUCAUGACAAAGGCAAGCACUUCAGUGCACAAUGUGACCCUAAGAAGUUUGUCAUCACCAUAUCUCCAAGGACAAGGAAACAAAGAUCGAAAAAUCUCUCUUCACUUCAAAAAUUCACCUGUUCAGUCGAGCAAGAAUAAUUUCAGUUCCCAUUGUUUCUUAAGAUCAAUGAAUUCUGGAUUGGUUAUUUGAUUAAUAGAAAUAAUGAAUUUAGUUAAUAAGAAUCAACAACAUUUUGGUGUUUCUAUGUAUAGUUCUAAAAAUGUUACCAUUCUGUCUUGAUCAGAAAUAGUUAUGGUAAUACAAUCACUUAGAUAAGGUAUACCAUUCAAUAUUACAUUCAAUUCAGUAUCAAAUCUUGUAAGAUAAGGUUAUAUAUGAGAAUGUUUUAAAAAACAUUUCUAGUUAUUUUAUUUUUAAUGGAGUUAAAAGUCAAUAGGAAAACCUUAACAAAUUAACUCUGAAGCCAUUUUCAAAAUUAUAAAUCUAUGAUACAGGCACUAAGACAAUUGUAUUAUUCUAAAAAUUGUGGAAUUUCAUAUUCUGCGUUAGGAGAAGGUGAAAUUGGGAGGGGGAGGUUAGUUAAGAAGGCAUUAUUUUGUUUUAGUAUUAUAUCUGGGAACACUUAGGAUGUUUUUGAACACUAUCAGAAUGGUUUUCAUGGGUGAAACUUUUCUUAAGAAACUUUAGUACAAAAUUCUAAAACAAAAAAAUAAUUUACUAUCCUAAAUUUGUGGCAUAACCUGAUAGCCCGCUUAUUUCAAAAUGCCUCCUCUAAAGUAUAAAAGUAAUAUUGGAAGAUGUGAGAUAAGUAUUUGUUACAUUUAUUUUAAUAUGAUGAAUUUUUAGAUUUUUCUUAAAUAUUUACCUUGUGUGAUCUAUCUUAUUUCAAAUAUAUUUCAAUGUGUAAUAAGAUAGCUCGGAAGAUGUAUUUUGGUAAUUAAUAUUAAAACCAGCAUAUUGAUAAAAUACAAUUUAAAAGCUAAAGUUUUCUUUCUAUUGCCAUUUUUAUAGUUUUAGGGUACUAAAGUAAUAAUUUAUUGCUAAAGUACAGAAUAAUUGCUUAUUAUUUUUCAAUAAUAUUAAUAUCAUCAUUGCCUUGGCACACAAAUUACUUACACAAACAUAUUUUUAAUAGAUAUAUUUUUUAGUGCAUGCAUUUUAUACUACAGGAAUCAAUACAAAAUGUCUAAUGUUCAUCAAAGUAACACAUUUUAUCAAGUAUAUAUUUAUUAAAUUUCCAGAAAAAAAUAGAUCACUAACACAACAUGAGUAUUAAUUAAAUAUAAUAAACAUACCUUUCCUCUGGCAUUUCCUGCCAAGGUAUCAAAGGUCAAAUGUUUUUGCUAUUAAAACAAAUCGUAUUUUUAAUGUAGUAACAAAAGUAAUAUGAGAAACUGACACCAAUUUUGCUACUUUGUGGUUUAAAAACUAGAAGAAGGGAAUCACUACCAAACAUUUCCCUAACAAUAAACUGAGGUGCCUAGAUGACUCACGCCAUUACCCAUACCGCACAGUUUACUCUCCCAGUUCACCUGUGGUUGUCAGGUAUGUAGUCAUAUACAGGUACCUCUAUUCAUAUACAGGUUGUCAGGUAUGACUACAUACCUGACAUUGGUGGUGGUUCGGAAGUCACCUUUAAGCCGUUGGUCCUCAGGUUGUGUUAGAAAGGCCUUCUUAGUCUUAACUUCGCCUGGUAAAAUAAGACAUCUUUACUUUUACAUGAACCUACACUGGAGUAUUCCGGACUGAUGCAGUUUCCCUUUGAUGCAAGUGAAACUCAUUAAUUGAUCAAACUAUUGUGUCCAUGACGGCUGAUCACAGACUAUUCACACACAAAAUUCAAACUUAUAAUGUCACUUAUAGCUACCAGUACCAAAUACGCACAUUUGGACCUAUGCAUACCAGAGGAAAUGCCACUCCCAAUGUUGAUUUAAAUAAAUAAGAAUAUUUAUUAUAUUACUCCUUUAUUAAGAUAUACAGGGAAAGUAUUUCUUAUUUUAAGAAACUUUACUUUAGUAGCUGUAAUUUCAUAAUUAGCUAGGGCAUUAAACUGCAAAAUUCCAUUCACUCAAUAAAUAAUUUCUUCAUAAUGUUACUUUUUUCAGCAGUUGUCUCACCAAUACCAAUAUACCAGAAUUACAAUAACAUGGUUUUAUGAAAAAGUAGAUACUACUUGCAUAUCCUGUGCUUCCAGCAGUUAGUUAACUUAAUAUUUAGCUUAGUUGUAAACAUUCUUAUAUCAAAUUUGUGUUUAUCAUAAGGCAUGUAAGAAGCUUUUAUAGCAAUUUUAAACUAAAAUUAUGGAAUGCAUGCAUACAUAGACAUGUUUUGUGAUCACUGAUUGAUUGUUAUUUAAUAUCAGUAAGGUAUUUGAUACAUACAGGUAAAUUGUAAAUACUUAUUUUUUUACAAAUUGUACUAUAUACAUUAAAUUAUUACAGAUAAAAAUGGGAUUGAAUAUAUAUUUUUAUACUAUUUAUUGAUAUUUGUGUUUUACGACUUGAUUGUUUUACCAUAUCAUGAAGGCUGUUUUAAACUAGAAUUUAAACUAUUUGUAUUAAAUGUUUAUAAAGAAAAUUGUA
Messenger RNA from Homalodisca vitripennis (glassy-winged sharpshooter), 4132 nucleotides. RefSeq names its product DNA fragmentation factor subunit beta (gene Drep4). Gene Ontology annotation, biological process: apoptotic process; apoptotic DNA fragmentation. Gene Ontology annotation, molecular function: DNA endonuclease activity. Bases 593 to 1687 code for a protein of 364 amino acids. The record is from RefSeq and is a predicted model, not a curated record. Gene Ontology annotation, cellular component: nucleus; cytoplasm. Lineage: Eukaryota; Metazoa; Arthropoda; Insecta; Hemiptera; Cicadellidae. The transcript has 7 exons.